This is a messenger RNA of Raphanus sativus (radish), 366 nucleotides long. RefSeq lists its product as uncharacterized. Bases 1 to 366 code for a protein of 121 amino acids. The transcript has a single exon. Lineage: Eukaryota; Viridiplantae; Streptophyta; Magnoliopsida; Brassicales; Brassicaceae. The record is from RefSeq and is a predicted model, not a curated record.
AUGGACAUUACCACAUCCAAGAUCACAGCAGGAACUACUCUUACUGUUCCCUUAUCUCCUGAUGGUGAUGAUGUGUUUGAAUGGGUUGCUGGUGACUCUCCCUUACGUGUGUUCAGGUCAUCCACAACGUGGGAAGUGCUUCGACCCCGACAGGAGAAACAGGAUUGGGUGGACAUUAUUUGGUUCAAGGGAGCAGUGCCUAAGCACAGCUUCACGAUGUGGGUGAUGAACUACGACCGGUUACCGACAAGAUCAAGGUUCGCUGGAUGGGGAAUGAUGGUAUCUGCGAAAUGCGCUUUCUGCUCCAGAUAUGAUGAAACUAGAGACCACCUCAUGUUAACCUGUGAGUAUAGCCAAUACGUCUGA